Messenger RNA from Colletotrichum truncatum, 1323 nucleotides. RefSeq names its product nitrogen assimilation transcription factor nira. The record is from RefSeq and is a predicted model, not a curated record. NCBI's taxonomy places the organism in Eukaryota, Fungi, Ascomycota, Sordariomycetes, Glomerellales, Glomerellaceae. Gene Ontology annotation, biological process: DNA-templated transcription. Gene Ontology annotation, molecular function: DNA binding; zinc ion binding.
AUGGUUGACCGAGCAGCCUUCAUGGAAGAUUUGAAAUCGAUCGACAGAGACAUUGCCAAUCAACGCCAAAGUUUUUGUACGCCAUUUUUGGUCAACGCCAUGUUAGCUAUGGGAUGUGCACACUCCGUGAACUAUCAGUACUCGACAGGCUUAAAAAGCAAUGCUGAAGAAGGUCUCCGCUUUUCGAGUGAAGCCCGUCGAAUAAUCGAGAGCGAAUGCCCUGGUCCAUCUAUACCGCUACUUCAAACGUAUUGUUUGUUGUGGUUCUUUGAUGGGGUAUGUGGUGAUGGUACUUUGGCCGUACAGUACUUCAACGAUGCCUGCGAAGUUUACAGGCAGCUAAUGGGCAACUUCGAGGGAUCACUUCACCCAAAUCAAAGAGAACAGACAAGACAUAGAGCCACUCUGCACGCCCUAUGGGGCUUUUGGUGUACUAAUGCGAAAUCAUGUCUCGCUUUUGGAGAACCGGCAAAAGACGUGCCGCAACCACGAGAAGGUUAUCGUCCCACUUUUCCAGAUGACGACAGCCGUUAUUGGUUUGCAUAUCCGGUCUCGUUGAAGCCAUUUGACUCGCAUCUUGAAGAGCUAUUUCUCGCCGAACAAAAUCUUUCCAAAAUCGUUCACGACCUUUUGGUCACGUGCCAAGAGGUCAAACGAGCAACUUCUCAAAUCCACAAGGAUGUUUUCGCUGCCAGUUAUACACGACUUCUAGACUGGAAAGCACAACUCCCGAACUAUCUCAAGGUUGAAGAAAGUGUUCUUCCUUCUGUAAUGGUCCUUCACUCCACCUUUGAGGUCGCGGCGAUGAUCUUGUUGGAGCCUAUGGCCAUGGCCAAAUUUCCGCCUCUUGAACGGCAGCUAGACCCAGUCGCCCUGAGUGAGGCUCAUGCAGCAUCGGCUAUGGCGAUAAUUUGGAAAUACCGAUCAAUGUACUCAUUGCGUCACGAAUACUGGUUCUGCCAAGGCUGCGUAAGUGCUGCAAAAGCUGUGAUACAAAAGCUAGUACCCGGCACGCCGUAUGUCGAUAUCUUCGUCAAGGCAUGUCAGGCCUUAAGAGAGAUCGGCGAUAAUGUCAACGUUGCCAAUCAGUACCUUCGGGUGAUUCGGGCUCUUCUCACUGCGCACAAAGUCAAGCUUCCGAAGGCCCUUGUCCAAUACCUCACAGGCUUAGAGACUUUGGCGGGUACCGCCUAUAUUGACAAGGCAUACAUGUCUGUAGACUCAAAGUCUGUCACGAAAGGAUCCUCAAGUCUAGAGAAGGACCUAUUUACUGUCUCUGAAUUGAUCCAGAGUUACGACGAUGCAGUGGUUGAUGUAGAAUAA